GCUGCGGCUCGUCGUUGUCCCGAGCGCGGCCCGGCGCUGAGGAGAGACGCGCGGAAUCGCUGCCCGCCCGCGCGCUGCCUCCCCCUCGCCAUGUCCGUGCCGGUGUCGGGAGCCCUGCGCAGGGAGCUGGCGGAGGCCGUGUCCGGGGCUCGGCUGCUGGUGGUGGGAGCCGGCGGCAUCGGCUGCGAGCUGCUCAAAGAUUUGGUGCUCACCGGCUUCAACAACAUCGACGUGAUUGAUCUGGAUACUAUUGAUGUCAGCAACCUAAACAGGCAGUUUUUGUUUCAAAAGAAACAUGUUGGGAGGUCAAAAGCACAGGUUGCCAAGGAAAGCGUGUUACAGUUUUACCCAGAAGCUAAUAUUAUAGCUUAUCAUGACAGUAUCAUGAACCCUGACUAUAAUGUAGAAUUCUUCCGGCAGUUUACAUUGGUUAUGAAUGCUUUGGAUAACAGAGCUGCACGUAACCAUGUGAACAGGAUGUGUCUGGCUGCUGAUGUUCCUCUUAUAGAAAGUGGAACUGCAGGCUACCUUGGACAAGUAACAGUUAUCAAAAAGGGAGUGACAGAGUGUUAUGAAUGUCAUCCUAAACCAACUCAGAAGACUUUUCCAGGCUGCACAAUUCGCAACACUCCAUCAGAACCUAUCCACUGCAUUGUGUGGGCAAAGUAUUUGUUCAAUCAGUUGUUUGGUGAAGAAGAUGCUGAUCAGGAAGUAUCCCCUGACAGAGCUGAUCCUGAAGCUGCCUGGGAGCCAACAGAAGCAGAAGCCAGAGCAAGAGCAUCUAAUGAAGAUGGUGAUAUUAAACGUGUUUCAACUAAGGAAUGGGCUAAAUCAACUGGAUAUGAUCCAGUUAAACUUUUCACUAAGCUUUUCAAAGAUGAUAUUAGAUAUCUGUUGACAAUGGAUAAACUGUGGAAAAAAAGGAAACCUCCUGUACCAUUGGACUGGAUUGAAGUACAGAAUCAAGAGAAAAACAUGUCUGAUCAACAGAAUGACUCCUCUUUAGGCCUGAAAGACCAACAGGUUCUAGAUGUCAAGAGCUAUGCACGUCUGUUUUCAAAGAGUGUUGAAACUCUGAGAGUUCACCUAGCUGAAAAAGGUGAUGGAGCUGAGCUUAUAUGGGAUAAGGAUGACCCAUCUGCAAUGGAUUUUGUUACUUCUGCUGCAAACCUCAGGAUGCACAUUUUCAGUAUGAAUAUGAAGAGCAGAUUUGAUAUCAAGUGUAUUGCUGGAAAUAUAAUCCCUGCCAUAGCUACAACUAAUGCAGUGAUAGCUGGUUUGAUAGUGUUGGAGGGUUUGAAGAUUUUAUCAGGAAAAAUAGAGCAUUGUAGAACGAUUUUUCUAAACAAACAACCAAACCCAAGAAAGAAGCUACUUGUUCCUUGUUCCUUGGAUCCUCCAAAUCCCAAUUGCUAUGUGUGUGCAAGUAAACCAGAAGUGACAGUGAAACUUAAUGUACACAAGGUUACUGUGUUGACAUUACAGGAUAAGAUAGUGAAAGAAAAAUUUGCUAUGGUAGCACCAGAUGUACAGAUAGAUGAUGGAAAAGGGACUAUUCUCAUAUCUUCAGAGGAGGGAGAAACAGAAGCAAAUAACCACAGGAAGUUAUCAGAAUUUGGAAUUCGGAAUGGCACUCGGCUACAAGCAGAUGAUUUCCUGCAGGACUAUACGCUGUUAAUCAAUGUGCUUCACAGUGAAGAUCUUGAAAAAGAUGUAGAAUUUGAAGUUGUUGGAGAUGGUCCUGAAAAAGUUGGCCCCAAACCAUCAGAACCAAUUUCUAAGAACAUUACCAAUGGUAGUGAUGAUGGAGCACAGCCAUCAACUUCAACAGCUCCAGAUCAAGAUGAUGUAUUGAUUGUUGACUCUGAUGAUGAAGGUCCUUCGAGCAAUACUGAUGAUGAUAUGGAAAAUAAAAACCGCAAGAGAAAACUAGAAGAUAGAGAGCAUGUCAGUACAAAGAGAAUGCGUACAGACCAGACAGAAGAGCAAGAUGACAUAAUAGCACUAGACUGAGUGCAAAUACCCAACGAUAGAACGAUAUAGAUAAUGUAAUACAAUAAGAUAUUACUUUGGGGUGUGUUAAAUGUCCAGAACUAGACUAUUUUUAUGGCCUUUGUUCCCAGGGAGAAUCACACCACUGGCUUACAGAAUUUGUGUCCAUUCCUCUUGAUGAUAAAGCACUCAUUUCAAUAGAAUCUUAGAAGUUUUCCAAUAUCCUAUAUUAAAUGUAGUAGAAACUUAGUUUAUAAAUACUUAAACAUAAGUAUUUGCUUAAACAGUCAUGAAAACAAAGCAUGUUAUUUUUAUGUAAAUACGUUUAGAUAUAAUUCAUUAGGACAAAAAACUACUCUUGUUUAGUAAAGGGUCAUCAUUUGAAACCCAGAUUUAUAAAUAUUAGAUUUUUAUUUUCGCUAGACAAAAAAUAUUUUUAGCCUAGAUCUAACCAUUUUUCACACCCUCAACUAAUUUGAGAUAGCAGAUUCUUUAAAAACAGAAAUAAGAAGUGCUAUGUUUAAACUCUCUGAUCUUAAACAUCAGCUGGCACUGUGUACAUUACUGUAAAACAAUGUUAAUUUACUCAAGUUUUUCAGCACGUACUGCCUGGUAUGUCAAUGUAAGAAGCAAAUUUUGUGUAUUGUUACAGUUUCAGGUUAUUUAUAUUUGCUGUUUUGUAAAACUCCAAUACUAUUACUAUACUGUACAUCUCAUGGACCAAAUAAACGACAUCUGAAAUACUUGCUAUAUCUGUUUGCACAGUCCAAGUUUGUGUGGAAUUCUGGGAUAUUUUACAAUGUAUACAGUCUUCAGAAAUUAAUACUGUACUAUCUUCAUUUUUGAAACAUAAUCUCAUAGUACAGAACUUAAAAAUUAAUUUGUUUGAGG
Messenger RNA from Terrapene triunguis (Three-toed box turtle), 2883 nucleotides. It is a transcript of the gene UBA2, whose product is annotated as ubiquitin like modifier activating enzyme 2. NCBI's taxonomy places the organism in Eukaryota, Metazoa, Chordata, Testudines, Emydidae. The transcript is spliced from 17 exons. Gene Ontology annotation, biological process: protein sumoylation. The coding region runs from base 91 to 2013 and encodes 640 amino acids. Gene Ontology annotation, cellular component: SUMO activating enzyme complex; cytoplasm. Gene Ontology annotation, molecular function: SUMO activating enzyme activity. The record is from RefSeq and is a predicted model, not a curated record.